CCAUGCCCCGUCCUCUUCGCCAAUCCCCAGCCUCACCUCGACAAUCUCCACCUCCUCCCCCGCUACCUCCUCAACAAGGAGCAAUAAAAACGAUGAAUAAUGGGUCAUUAUCCCCAAGGGCACCAAUAUCUCUUCAAGCACCCUCUCAAAGAAAAAACCCAUCCAAAUCAAAUAAAAUCCUUAGAAGGGUAUGCUCCGUUUUCAGAUCAUUCCCUAUCGUAACCCCUACAUGUCGGAUACCAAUCUCGAAUAGGCUCAACGACGGACAUGUCCAUGGGGGAACCCGAAUCACCGGCACACUCUUUGGCUAUCGAAAAGCGAGGGUAAACCUAGCAAUCCAAGAAAAUCCUAGGUGCCUCCCCAUAUUAUUGCUAGAACUAGCCAUACCAACAGGUAAGCUAUUGCAAGACAUGGGGUUAGGUUUAGUGAGGAUUGCCUUGGAAUGUGAAAAGCACAGUUCAGACAAAACUAAGCUCAUAGAAGAACCCAUUUGGACAAUGUAUUGUAAUGGGAGAAAAACUGGGUAUGGCAUUAAAAGAGAAGCAACUGAUGAUGACUUAAGUGUAAUGCAAAUGCUACAUGCUGUAUCAAUGGGUGCUGGUGUUUUGCCUACUAACGAUGGGGUCGAAACACCAGACGGUGAGCUUACUUACAUGCGUGCCUUCUUUGAGCGUGUCGUUGGAUCGAGAGAUUCAGAGACAUAUUACAUGAUGAACCCAGAUGGAAGUGGUGGCCCUGAACUUAGCAUUUUCUUUGUUAGGAUUUAGGUGAUAAGAAGAUUGUUUCAUUUUCUUUGUGUGAAUGGUAAUGGUGUAUAGAGAGACACAAACAAACCUAUUCUUGUAUCAAUUCAAUGUCAAUGUAAUUCAUGAUUAA
Amaranthus tricolor (Joseph's coat) is the source of this 876-nucleotide messenger RNA. RefSeq names its product protein MIZU-KUSSEI 1-like. Lineage: Eukaryota; Viridiplantae; Streptophyta; Magnoliopsida; Caryophyllales; Amaranthaceae. Gene Ontology annotation, biological process: hydrotropism. The transcript has a single exon. The record is from RefSeq and is a predicted model, not a curated record. Bases 3 to 767 code for a protein of 254 amino acids.